AAAGUAAGCAAGUGCACGCCCACAUGACACAUGCCCUUAAAAAUCUGGUGGAAGCAGCUCAGUCAUAAUAACGCAGCACUAUGAUGCACAUUGUGGACUUGAGUUAGCUACAAAAAUCAAAUAUUGGGAAUUCACCGGCAGCUUGUCUACACCGGGAAGAAGAAAAAUCAACCUUACGGAUGAUGGCAGAACACGGAGCGCCCUGCGAUGGGUGGGAGGCCACUUAUUGCAUGAACGGGGGGACAUGCUACAAAAUCGCCUCGAUGGACACGCUCUCUUGUGUGUGCAAUGACAACUACAAAGGGAGCAGAUGUGAGCAGUUCCAACUCCUCCUCAGAUCCUCCGAAUCUGAGCAGGCUGGUUUAAUCGCGGCGCUGGUCAUAGUGGCCCUCCUCAUAUUAAUGGUCUUGGCUGUUAUCAUCUUCUUCACACAUAGGAUGCUGAAAGCCAGAAACCAAAACCGACAGAGUCAGCAAGCGUAUUGGAAAAUACAACCGAGAGUAUGACCAUCGCUUUGGGUGAGGUAUUUCUGAGUGAUCAAGACUGUGAGCAGGAAGGGGGAAAAAAAACACAUGGCUAACACAAGAGAUGACUCUGCAUCAAAUUUAGUUUUCCACCAUAAGAUGAAGUCACAAUCAUUGUGGAAAUACAGCUGGAGCUCGCUAUUUUGGUGUUACAGAGGAACUCUAGAAGACCAACAGACUAUGUUCCAACAUGUUGGUCCAAUGUGUUUCCAAUUUCGUUUCAGAAUCACGCCCUUGCCAUGAAUCCGUUAUUAACUGCAGAAGCCAUGUUUGUGGUAACAUUGCUAAGCGUCAGAAAAGCCCACAAUGAAGUUCACUGUAAAACAGAAAAAAAUAUUAACUUUGAGGACGAGGAACUUGUGUACUGUCUGUUCUUCUCGUUUGAAUUUCAUUGUCGCUUCCGUCGUCUUUUAGCGAGCAGCCAGGAGAGUACAGUCGCAUUUUCAGUUCUAUGGUCGCCAUUGUAAAACUGUUUAUGUGACCAAAUGCAUGAUCUCGUUUCAUUGUACUAUUAGUGAAGUGAAUUAUAUUUAUACAACGCUUUUUCCCCGACGACUCAAAGCGAUUUACAUUGAGAAAGUGAUGAUCCACCAUGAAGCUUUAUCAGUGGUUCUUAACCUUGUUCGAAGUACUGAACUUCACCAGUUUCAUAUGCGCAUUCACCGUUCUUCUAUUAUAUUGUUUAUGUUAAAUGUGGAAUGAGUGAGAGGGGUUGGGCUAUUAUAAGCAUCUGCUUCAUCCAACCCCUUUUCAAGCUUUGCAUAAAUAUCUCUGCCAAAAUGUAAAAAAAACAAAAACAAACCUGUGUUUAAUUGUACUGUGCAGGUUGGAAAUAAAUAUUUCAAUUCAAUUUCAAGACAAAGUUAUAUGAUUUUUUUACUGGUGCACAAAAUGAACCGUGCAUGAACAUCACCUUGUUCAAAGAACAAAACCAACACAGUGCAUGAACUCACAACAAAUUACACACCUACAAAUCAGUUUGUUUGACUUCUGUUGUUGCCUUAUCCAUAAUAUGCCGAUGUACCCGAUGAGUCGAGUGUGGCUUGACUCCACCGAACUCCUGAGGCCGACUCACUGAACCCCUAGGGUUCGAUCGAACCCAGGUUAAGAACCACUGAGCUACAUCUACACCAGUGUGUGUGGCACUGGGACCAAAGCGGGUGAAGUAUCUUGGCCAAAGACACAACAGCAGUGAUGGUGGAAGCUAGAUUCGAACCAGGAAUCCAGCCGCUCUACCAUCUGAGCCACGCCCCUUCCCCCCACAUCACAUUUCAAUCUAUGGCUGUGCAUGUAGAAUACCUGUUUGAACAUUAAACUUAAAUAUCAACCUUCUGUGUCGAAUGAUGGGUAAAUGUUUGAUUUUGUAAUUACAAACAAUGAAACAAACCUACUAAAUGAUUUGAAUUCUGAA
Messenger RNA from Nerophis ophidion (straightnose pipefish), 1935 nucleotides. Its product is annotated as pro-neuregulin-4, membrane-bound isoform-like. Gene Ontology annotation, biological process: epidermal growth factor receptor signaling pathway; positive regulation of mitotic nuclear division; positive regulation of cell population proliferation. NCBI's taxonomy places the organism in Eukaryota, Metazoa, Chordata, Actinopteri, Syngnathiformes, Syngnathidae. The record is from RefSeq and is a predicted model, not a curated record. The transcript has 5 exons. The coding region runs from base 180 to 506 and encodes 108 amino acids.